AUGCUUAAGAUUUUUGCAUACAUCUGUGCUUGCGGCCACGAUCCGGUGCCCACCUCCUCCUGGGUCCUCACCUCCUCCUUGGUCGCCACCGCCUUCUCGGUCUUGGCAACGGGGGGCGCGGCUCGGAGCUGCGGCGCGAGACAGCAGAGAGCGCCGGCCCUGCGGCCUCGGCCUCUUCGGUGCGCUAGGUCCCGCGCGCCCGGGCCCCGGGCUGUCCGCCGGCUCUGGUACCCACGCGGCUCUCAGCAGGCGCGGUUCAGACGCGGCCUCCAAGUCGGUUAUCCGGGUAGGCCUGGAGCCACCGGCAGGCAGGCGGGCGGGCGGCGCUGGGAUUCUGCGUCAUCACCUGGGCGGGGCGGCCUUGCCGCUGACGUCAUCAACCCGGCACCUGCCAACAUGGAAGAAGGCGGCGGCGGCGGCGUCGCUGGGGCUGGCCUCGGGGCGCUGGGCUCUGGAGCUGCUGCAGCGACAGUUCGGGAGCUGCUGCAGGAUGGGUGUUAUAGUGCCUUUUUAAAUGAAGACUUUGAUGUAAAGACUUAUACUUCUCAAUCUAUUCAUCAAGCUGUAAUUGCAGAACAACUAGCAAAACUUGCCCAAGGAAUCAGUCAGCUGGAUAAAGAACUACACUCUCAGGUUGUUGCAAGACAUGAAGAUUUGCUGGCUCAAGCAACUGGGAUUGAGUCUUUGGAAGGUGUUCUUCAAAUGAUGCAGACAAGAAUUGGGGCUUUACAGGGAGCUGUUGAUAGGAUGAAAGCAAAAAUCGUGGAGCCAUACAAUAAAAUAGUAGCUCGCACUGCGCAACUAGCAAGACUUCAGGUUGCCUGUGAUUUGCUUCGGAGAAUUAUUCGCAUCUUGUAUCUCAGUAAGAGACUCCAAGGACAGCUGCAGGGGGGAAGUAGAGAGAUAACAAAAGCUGCUCAGAGUCUCAAUGAACUUGAUUAUCUGUCUCAAGGAAUAGAUCUUUCUGGAAUAGAAGUAAUAGAAAAUGAUCUACUUUUUAUUGCAAGAGCUCGACUUGAAGUGGAAAAUCAAGCUAAGCGCCUAUUGGAACAGGGUGUGGAGACUCAGAAUCCAACUCAAGUCGGAACAGCUCUUCAGGUUUUCCAUAAUCUCGGAAUUUUGAAGGAUACUAUUACCAGUGUCGUGGAUGGAUAUUAUACUACUUUAGAAGAAAAUAUCAACAGCACAUUAGAUAUCAAAGUUUUGACUCAACCUUCCCAGUCAGCUGUGAGAGGGGGUCCUGGACGAUCUACCAUGCCAACCCCAGGAAAUACUGCUGCUUUCCGUGCUUCUCUGUGGACCAAUAUGGAGAAACUUAUGAAUUAUAUUUGUGCUGUUUGUGGACAGGUACAACAUCUACAAAAAGUAUUAGCCAAGAAGAGAGAUCCUGUUUCUCACAUUUGUUUUAUUGAAGAAAUAGUUAAG
Molecule: messenger RNA, 1425 nt
Organism: Carlito syrichta (Philippine tarsier)
Lineage: Eukaryota; Metazoa; Chordata; Mammalia; Primates; Tarsiidae
Gene: COG5
Product: component of oligomeric golgi complex 5
Exons: 12
Biological process (GO): intra-Golgi vesicle-mediated transport
Cellular component (GO): COG complex
Source: RefSeq, a predicted model, not a curated record